Zygotorulaspora mrakii is the source of this 1680-nucleotide messenger RNA. RefSeq lists its product as uncharacterized. Lineage: Eukaryota; Fungi; Ascomycota; Saccharomycetes; Saccharomycetales; Saccharomycetaceae. Gene Ontology annotation, biological process: biosynthetic process. The coding region runs from base 1 to 1680 and encodes 559 amino acids. The record is from RefSeq and is a predicted model, not a curated record. Gene Ontology annotation, molecular function: L-alanine:2-oxoglutarate transaminase activity; pyridoxal phosphate binding. The transcript has a single exon.
AUGCUUGUGUCAUCGAGGUCAUUUGCAGUCAAAAGUCGAGUCAAUCUCAGACUAGUGUUAUCCGGGACGUGUUCGGUCGUCAUGCCACCUACAAUGAGUUCCCAAGUGGUGGGCGGUGCUCCUGUGUUCAAGAGGUGCAAGUCGCACGCCAAGGCUGCGAGCCGCGGCGAGUAUCGCGGUCGCGAUCACGGCCAGGGUCACAGCCAUAAGAGCUUUUAUCCUGCAGAGAAACUCACAAUUGCGGAUCUCAACGAAAACGUGCUCAACGCAAAAUACGCUGUCAGGGGGUCCAUUCCGAUGAGAGCGGAGGAACUGCAAGGUCAAUUGCACAAGAACCCCGGCUCGCUGCCCUUUUCGAAGAUCGUGAACGCCAACAUUGGUAAUCCGCAGCAGCUGAAGCAGAAACCGCUAAGUUUCUACAGACAGGUUUUGUCGAUACUGCAGUAUCCGGAGAUCCUGGAGCAGGGUGAGGAGAAGCUGAUCUCGGCUGGCGUGUUCAAAAGAGACACUAUCGAACGUGCCAAGAGAAUUCUGAACGACGUUGGUGGGUCUGUGGGUGCAUAUUCAUCCUCUCAAGGUGUUUUAGGUAUUCGGAAAACGGUUGCGAGUUUUAUUACCAAGCGGGAUGGCGGUGAGUUGGCGUAUCCUGAGGACAUUUUCCUGACGGCAGGUGCAUCUGCUGCUGUGAUGUAUCUGUUGUCAAUUUUUUGCAGAGGUUCUCAAACGGGUGUCUUGAUUCCGAUUCCACAGUAUCCGCUGUAUACCGCAUCUUUGGCGCUCAAUAACUCCCAUGCAUUGCCUUAUUAUUUGGAUGAAGCAUCAGGUUGGUCAACAAAUACAAAAGAAAUUGAACAAGUGGUGAAUGAUUCUAUAGACAAGGGAAUAAAACCAACGGUGCUAGUUGUGAUUAAUCCAGGUAAUCCUACGGGUGCCGUCCUUACUGAGGAUGCAAUUGCUGAUAUUUUUGUAGUUGCUGCAAAAUACGGUAUUGUCGUUAUCGCUGAUGAGGUAUAUCAAGAGAAUGUUUUCUCUGGUCCAAAAUUCGUUUCAAUGAAAAAAGUGCUGAGAAAAUUACAAAGGGAAAAACCAGGUUAUUUCGACAACGUUCAAUUAGCUUCAUUGCAUUCCACUUCGAAAGGUGUCUCUGGUGAAUGUGGUCAAAGAGGUGGCUAUAUGGAAUUGACAGGUUUCGGUCAAGAGGUUAGACAAGUAGUCUUGAAGUUAGCUUCCAUUUCUUUAUGUCCGGUAGUUACCGGCCAAGCACUGGUUGAUUUGAUGGUAUCACCACCACAACCUGGCGAUGAUUCCUACGAGCAAGAUCGAUUUGAGCGUGAUACGGUUCAUGAUGAGCUAAACCGUAGGGCUGCUUUACUUCACAAGACUUUCAACUCUUUGGAAGGUAUUGAAUGCCAAAAACCACAGGGUGCAAUGUAUCUCUUUCCAAGGUUACUACUACCGUAUAAAGCAGUGCAAGCAGCUCAGCAUGCCGAACUAGGACCAGAUGAAUUUUAUUGUAAAUCUUUAUUAGAAGCAACUGGUAUUUGUACUGUUCCUGGUUCGGGUUUUGGUCAAGAACCAGGUACUUAUCAUUUAAGAACCACUUUCCUAGCUCCCGGUACAGAAUGGAUAAAGCAAUGGGAAGAUUUUCAUAGGGAAUUUUUCGACAAAUAUCGCGAUUAA